CAAAAACGGACAAUCACUACGUUUUUCUUCUGAGCCACAAAAAGGAAGAACAAAACCAAACAUAUAUAUGUGUCGAACAUAGCUCAUUAAAGGUUCCAGAUGUGUGUGGUUGACAGUGGUUGAUGCAAGUACCGGCUUAUUACUGUAAAGAGAAAAUCUUUGGUGUUGUAGGCCUGCAGAAACGACUGCAGCCAGCAUGUCCAGGAAACAGACGGCCAAACCCGUGCGCAGCAACAAGAAGAGCGAAUUAGAACGUAAGAGGGAUGAGCGGGCAGCACGCCGGGCUAUCGUAAAGGACCGUAAGAACCGACCUCAGGAUGGUGAUGAAGGAGCAGAGUUUGUCAGUUUCUCCAAUCAGCUCCAGGCGCUGGGCCUCAAGUUAAGAGAAGUCCCUGGAGAUGGGAACUGCCUGUUCCGAGCUUUAGGCGACCAGUUAGAGGGGCACUCCCGGGGACACCUGCGGCUUCGCCAGGAGACUGUCCAGUAUAUGAUGUCCCAUCGGCAAGACUUUGAACCCUUUGUUGAGGACGACGUGCCCUUCGCACAGCACUUGUCCAACCUCUCUCAGCCCGGUACGUUUGCUGGCAAUGACGCUAUUGUGGCUUUUGCUCGCAGUCAACAGGUCAAAGUGGUCAUCCAUCAGCUGAACACACCACUUUGGGAGAUAAAUGGUGCAGAGAAGCAGGUGUGUAGAGAGCUGCACAUUGCAUACCGCUAUGGAGAUCAUUAUGAUAGUGUGAGGCGGAUUGGAGACAACUCUGAGAGUCCUGCUCAGCUCCGCAUAGAGAAUCUGCAGAACUCACGAGGACAGCAGCGUGACUUUGGGGACGGUCAGAGAGACAGACAAAAAAACCCUUCGCCCACAGCCUCGGAGGAGGACAACGUGAUCCUGAGCUCUAUCAAGAAUCGAGGAAUCCAGGGUGAUGAGGAGAACCUGCUCCAGCUGAGUGCAGCAACUAUAAAUGCUGAAUGGCUUGUAGGCUCUGUGCUGGGCCAGUCCUGCCAGGGCCAAUGUGCCUCAGGAUCCUGCUCAACCUGCAGAGUCGCUGCCACGGACUGCAGUGAACACAAACAGCCAGCAGAGGGCAGCAACAUACAGAAAUCUAAGGUGUCUAACAAGCAGAGGAAAGAGCAGCAGCGACAAGAGAAGAAGAAGCGUCAGGAAGAUAGGCAUCGGCAGAAGUUUCUCCAGAGCAAAGGAAGCCAAGACCAGAACCAGAACCUGCCAGAGGCUGUUACUUUAGUACCAGCUCUCAACACUCUGAGUAUAUAGACUGGAGCAUGGCCAAAAAAAUACCUACUGCUACUCUAGCUACUGGUGGCUGACGCUGUCCACAAAGUUUUGCACAUAGUCAAAUUUGAUUCAGUCACAGUUGAUGACUUUUCCUAAAGAGAACCCUAUAGUUUCUUUGCAAAUGGUAUAAAGAUGCCUGCAGACUCGUGAGUGUGUGUGAGAUGUGUGAAAGCUGUACAAGACGGACAGCGUACGAGUAUAACUUUCAGUGUUUUCGUUGGGGUUUUGACUCGGUUCAAGCCCUGGUGGAUGUUGGUGUAUAUAGAAACUCCUCAGAACUGGUCUGCCUACCACGCUACCUAGUCCCCCUUUCUAUGCUGGACAUCUGGCUUUUCAUGACAACCAUGCAGAUAAAUCUCGUGCAGCUGAGCUUUUUUUUUUUUUGGAUUUGCCACAGAUUGCGUUAACGUUUAUUCAGAUGUUCAGAUCAUUAAGUUUGUAAGAUCUGACCAAAGAUGGAUGUAAAGGAGGAGCAGCAGAUGAAUGAUUGUUCUGCACACUGUGUAUGGAAUGUGGCAAUAAAUAAUAAUAAUAAAUGAUAAUUUACUG
Molecule: messenger RNA, 1843 nt
Organism: Scomber scombrus (Atlantic mackerel)
Lineage: Eukaryota; Metazoa; Chordata; Actinopteri; Scombriformes; Scombridae
Gene: otud3
Product: OTU deubiquitinase 3
Exons: 8
Coding region: 197-1273 (358 amino acids)
Biological process (GO): protein deubiquitination
Molecular function (GO): cysteine-type deubiquitinase activity
Source: RefSeq, a predicted model, not a curated record